UUUGGUUGCGUGGCUUCAGCUGCUGCUCAUAGAGUCAUGUCUUCGUUUAAUGCGCGCAUCUCUCCAGAAGCGCAAAGAAGCUUAAGCUGGAUACAUUCUGAGGUGAUGUUCUGCAUCUAAAAAUCCUGAGAAAUCCACGUAAGGUUGACACCAUCCUUUCUGGAUGGAGGGAACAGGCAGCGGUUGUGCUUCCGAGCUCACCUCCUCAUGUGUGAUGCAUGAUGUGAGUGGGAAUGACACAGGUCCGGUAUUUGAGGUGGCUCUGCAGAACAACUCCUCCAAGCGCAGCCCUCAGUUUGUGGGCGUCGAGCUGCUGCAGUCUUUCAAGCUGCUCAUCAUCCCCUGCUACACUCUUGUUGCCCUGGUGGGGAUCUUUGGCAAUUAUCUUCUCCUUUAUGUCAUUUGCCGCACCCGCAAAAUGCACAAUGUCACCAACUUCUUCAUUGGAAACUUGGCUUUUUCUGACAUGCUGAUGUGUGCCACAUGCGUUCCCUUCACGUUGGCCUAUGCCUUCAACCCUCACGGCUGGGUCUUUGGCCGCUUCAUGUGUUACUUGGUGUACCUCAUCCAGCCAGUGACAGUGUACGUUUCAGUCUUCACUCUCACUGCCAUCGGUGUGGACAGAUAUUAUGCCACAGUGCACCCACUGAAGAAGCGCAUUUCAGUCUUAGCAUGCACCUAUCUGCUAUCUGGGGUCUGGCUGCUGUCCUGUGGUCUUGUGGCUCCAGCUGUGGCUCACACCUACCACGUGGAGUUUAAAAACGAAGGCUUCACCAUCUGCGAGGAGUUCUGGAUGGGUCAGGAGAAGGAGCGAUUGGCUUACGCCUACAGCACUCUCCUGAUCACCUACGUCCUGCCUCUGUCAGCGCUCUGCAUCUCUUACCUGUGCAUCUCAGUCAAACUGCGGAACUGUGUCAUACCCGGCCAUCACACCCAGAGCCAGGCUGAGGCUCAGCGCACACGUAAGCGCAAGACGUUCCGGCUGGUCAGCCUGGUGGUGGCAGCAUUUGGCAUCUGUUGGAUGCCCAUCAGCGUGUUUAACGUUCUGCGGGACAUUGACAUUGAUCUGAUUGAUAAGCGCUACUUUCUGCUCAUCCAGCUAUUGUGUCACCUGUGCGCAAUGAGUUCAUCUUGCUGUAACCCUUUCCUCUAUGCCUGGCUGCAUGACCGCUUCCGUGCUGAGCUCCGCAAGAUGUUCACAUGCCGCCGUCGUAUCGGCAUCUCUGCCAACAACUGCGCCACUGCCAGCGUGGUUUUGUGAAGCUUUUUUUUUUUUUUUUGCUAUAAAAAUGGUGCAUUAAUUCCAUUCUGAUGACAUUCAUGUUGAAUGAUAGAUGUAAAUUUGUGACUUCAAUCUCUGUGGUGAUCCAGCUUCAAGAGGCCUACUGUCAGACAUCUCUAACUUUUUUCCCACAUACACACAAAAAAAAAUCUCCUCUAUAAACGAGAUAUGUUUUCCAUGCUUUGCCAAGUUUCCCCUGUCAAUCCCUGGUGUCUACAUAAAAUAAAACACUGCUCACCAUCUUACAGUUUGGUUGGAGAUGAGGAGCAACCAGUGAGCACUUUAUUUCAGUGUUGAUUUUUAGUUCAAACUUGGCUGAUAGCUGUCUGCUGUUGUUUUAAGUCACGAAAUAGGAAGUUUGCACCAAAUAAAGAAUGAUUUACAAUUUGCUCAAGUGUUGUUUGGAAAUGAGGCAUUCAUGUUAGGUGUUGAUGUAUUUCUUCCCAGUCAUUUUGCUCUGGUAGGUUAAAAAAUCAGUACAACCUCAGUAUGUUAAAAUACAAUUUCAUGCAUUAAUAAUAAGAAAACAAGCUUCCUGCUAUAAUAAUAAUGUACAAGAACAAAAGCAAGGCAAGCUAUCUGUUUACCACAGGAUUGUAUUGCUGUGGGGGUCAUUUAUAACAGUGAAGCUUGCUGAUUACACAAGAGAAAUGAAGAUAAA
This is a messenger RNA of Melanotaenia boesemani (Boeseman's rainbowfish), 1943 nucleotides long. RefSeq names its product prolactin releasing hormone receptor 2a (gene prlhr2a). Gene Ontology annotation, cellular component: neuron projection; plasma membrane. Lineage: Eukaryota; Metazoa; Chordata; Actinopteri; Atheriniformes; Melanotaeniidae. Gene Ontology annotation, molecular function: neuropeptide binding; neuropeptide Y receptor activity. The record is from RefSeq and is a predicted model, not a curated record. The transcript is spliced from 3 exons. Gene Ontology annotation, biological process: G protein-coupled receptor signaling pathway. The coding region runs from base 164 to 1261 and encodes 365 amino acids.